AUGGCGCCCGUCUUCUCCUACGAGCCGUUGCCGGCAAGAUUCAUUCGCGUGAUCAAACUCUUACCCGCUAGUAGGCCCACGGACGCAUUGAGAUGCAGCGUCAAGCAUGCCGAUCUGGACCGGGUCGCAGCCCAGCCGUACGAAACCCUUUCCUACGUCUGGGGCGAGCCGACUCGGCGGUGGCCGCUGGACUGCAACGGCAAAGAGCUCCUGGUAACCAAGAAUUGCCACGAGGCCCUCGUCAACUUGCGGUCACGCUUUUUCCCCAGGACGCUCUGGAUUGACGCCAUAUGUAUCAACCAGGCCGGGACGGAUGAAGCCACCGCAGAACGCAAUGGCCAGGUUGCCAUGAUGGGUGAGAUAUAUCUGAAAGCCACACGCGUUUUGAUAUGGCUGGGGGCGCCGGCCCAAGAUGCAACCACCUCAUGUCUUGCCAUGUCAGACCAGGGCUCAGGAGCCUUGAAAAUUUGCAAACGCCACUGCAAGAUUGGCGUCGCAACAGGGAUGGCCCCCGAAUAUUGUCGCGUUGAAUAUCCCCUUGAAAACGCCGUCACCCAUCCCCUUCAAUCUGCAGCAUCAAGCCGGCAGAUGGUUCGGCGUGACACAAACAGCGGUCAAUUUGUCCGAAGGGAGGGAAGGUUGAACUGUUAAUAACAAUAAGAAAGAGUCAAAUAUUAGCGAACCGAGAAAACGGCACCAAACUUUGCCAAAUUCCGGG
Molecule: messenger RNA, 718 nt
Organism: Parathielavia appendiculata
Lineage: Eukaryota; Fungi; Ascomycota; Sordariomycetes; Sordariales; Chaetomiaceae
Exons: 3
Coding region: 1-651 (216 amino acids)
Source: RefSeq, a predicted model, not a curated record